Aureobasidium musti is the source of this 540-nucleotide messenger RNA. The record is from the annotation of a GenBank genome assembly. Lineage: Eukaryota; Fungi; Ascomycota; Dothideomycetes; Dothideales; Saccotheciaceae.
AUGUCGGGACACCAGAGAAGGCCUAGCAUGGCGGAGAACUUGACACCAGAGCAAAUCAAGGAGCUCAAGGAAGUCUUCAAUGUCUUCGUAAGUCUUUCAAUGACGAAGCUGCCUAGAUCAGAAACUGACGUCAAACCUUCUGAAAACACAGNNGACAAGGAUGGAAACGGCAACAUCACAGUCGACGAGCUGGGCGAAGUCAUGCGCUCUCUCGGCCAGGAACCCUCUCAAACCGAACUCGAGGACAUUCUCAACGAGAUCGACAAGGACGGCUCUGGCUCAAUCGAAUUCGACGAGUUUCUCUCAAUGAUGGGUCGCAAGGUCCAGCAAGCAGACAGCGAGUCCGAGUUGAGAGCAGCUUUCGCAGUCUUUGACAGAGAUGGCAGUGGUACCAUUUCCGCCGAGGAAUUGAGAAAUGUCAUGAAGAGCAUUGGCGAGAACUUGUCUGACGCCGAGAUUGAUGAGAUGAUCAAGGAAGCGGAUGCCAAUGGUGAUGGCAACAUUGAUUACGACGAGUUCGUAAAGAUCAUGAGUGCUUAA